This is a messenger RNA of Gopherus flavomarginatus (Mexican gopher tortoise), 1871 nucleotides long. Its product is annotated as fascin-like. Gene Ontology annotation, biological process: actin filament bundle assembly; establishment or maintenance of cell polarity; cell migration. Gene Ontology annotation, molecular function: actin filament binding; protein-macromolecule adaptor activity. The record is from RefSeq and is a predicted model, not a curated record. Bases 330 to 1829 code for a protein of 499 amino acids. Gene Ontology annotation, cellular component: ruffle; cell projection membrane; filopodium. The transcript has 7 exons. NCBI's taxonomy places the organism in Eukaryota, Metazoa, Chordata, Testudines, Testudinidae.
UUACCAGCAAGUUAAACAUCCCCCUAGAUUGUAGGGAUGGAGCACAGCUAUGGCCCCUCCACUGUGGAUGCUGCUCCAUUAGUGAUGUGUACAUGUUGUAGUUGAAGCCAUGAGUGCCUGACUGAGGCUUAUAAGGUGGGGGUGGAGCCAGGGUGUGAAUGGAGCUAGAUGUGUGGAGGUGGAGCUGUGGAGUGGGUGGGGCUAGUGCUGGGGGUGGGGCCUAUGCAGUGACUGCCCAGUUGCCUGGUGCCCAUUGUUGUGGGUGUGUCUGAGCAGUACCGGUGCCAUAUAGCAGCCCAGGUGGGACGAGUGGGAGUGAUCAGAGUCCCAUGGCUAACUCUACUGUACCUCCCUCACUGGCCUGUGGCCUUAUCAAUGCUGCCAACCGGUACUUGAGCGCUGAGCCCUUCCGCUUCCAGGUGGUGGCCACGGGCUUGGGGCUGCGGCUCCGCCAGGUCUGGAUGCUGCUCUUCGUGCCCUCAGAGGGAGCUGGGGCGGCCGGGCAGGCUGAGGAGAGUGGGCAGAGGCUUCAUCUGCUCAGCUCCCUGCAGCGCUUCCUGGCGGCCGAUCCCAACGGUAAAGUCACCUGUGACCAGGAGACCCCGGGCCCGGGUGCCCUCUUCUGGCUGCAGCAGUACCCAGAUGGCAAGGUGUCCCUGCAGUGCGAGCUCUCCCAGCGCUACCUGGGCGGGGCUGAGGACAACGUCACCUGCUUUGCCCAGACCGUGAGCGAGGGCGAGAAGUGGAGCCUGCAGCUGGCCCAGCACCCCAACGGGCACAUGCUGAACCCUGGCAAGCAGCGCUACGUGCGCUGCGACCAGCAGACCGGGCACAUGCGCUGCGACCGCGAUCUGCCCUGGGGGCCCGAGGCUGUCAUCACCCUCCACUUUGACCUCAAAGAGAAGAAGUACGGGCUGCGGAGCGGAGCUGGGAGCCUCCUGGCUGCCGACGGCUCGUUGCAGGCCGAGCUGUCCCCUCAGACGCUCUACUCCCUGGAGCUCCGGGGAGGCCUGCUGGCCCUGCGGGAUGCGGACGGCAGGUACCUGACUGGGCGCGAGGGCACCGUCAAGACCUUCAAGACGGACAAGCCGGGGCGCGAUGAGCUCUUUGCUCUGGAGCCCAGCGCUGCACAGGUCUCACUGCGCACCUUCGCUGGGGGCCGCUUUGUCUGCUGCAGGCCAGGGGCUGACAUCUAUGCCAACGCCAUGUCCGUCGGCAACACAGAGAUUUUCCAGCUGCUGCUGAACGAUGUCACCAAACAGGCCUGCUUUCGCAGCUCCUCCGGCACCUACCUCGCUGCAGGCCCCAAGGACUCUGUGGUGAGCACCAGCACCCAGGACAAGGGGGUCUGGUUCUCACUCCAGUACCGGGAGCAGAGGGUGACCCUGCGAAUGGCUGACGGCAGACACAUGGCCACCAGGCCGAAUGGGCAGCUGCUGCUGGUGCCCGAGGCGGCAGGCAAGGAGGAGUUCCUGCUGCUGCUGGUGAACCGGCCCCUGCUGAUUCUGCAGAGCGAGGCUGGCUUUGUGGGGCUGUUCCCCGGGACGCAGCGCCUGGAUGGAAACCGACCAGUCUAUGAUGCCAGCGCCCUGACGCUCGGCGAGGACGGCUUCUGCCACUUCAGAGUCGCCAACAAGUACUGGAGCCUGGACCAGGAUGGGCUGGUCAUGGCGAGUGGAGACCACCCCAGCAACUUCAUUCUCCAGUUCGUCUCCUCCAGCUGCCUUGUGCUGAAGGCUCCCAACAGCAAGUACCUGGUGGCGGAGGCGGGGGGCCGCCUGUGGGCAGGGGCCUCAAAUGCAGCCUCUGCCACACCCUUCCGCUACUGAGGGUCUCUAGCUCCUGAAAUAAACUUCUCUUCUGCUGUCCAA